Molecule: messenger RNA, 1008 nt
Organism: Aspergillus oryzae RIB40
Lineage: Eukaryota; Fungi; Ascomycota; Eurotiomycetes; Eurotiales; Aspergillaceae
Exons: 4
Coding region: 1-1008 (335 amino acids)
Biological process (GO): monoatomic anion transport; transmembrane transport; monoatomic ion homeostasis
Cellular component (GO): plasma membrane; fungal-type vacuole
Molecular function (GO): borate efflux transmembrane transporter activity; solute:inorganic anion antiporter activity
Source: RefSeq, a predicted model, not a curated record
AUGGACGAUCCAAGCACUUUACAAGACCCCGAGCGCUUGUCGCGACACGCCACUCGUCGGUCUGCCGCAACGUCGGCUACGAAAUCAAGAUGGUGGCGUAUACAUUUCUUCCGCGGCAUGAUCCACGACAUCAAGAGGAGAGCUCCGUUCUUCAUAAGCGAUUGGACCGAUGCAUGGGACUAUCGAGUGGUUCCGGCGACGGUUUAUAUGUUCUUCGCUAACAUCCUGCCGGCCCUGGCCUUCUCGCUGGAUAUGUUUGAGAAAACUCACCAGAACUAUGGCGUGAACGAAGUCCUGCUUGCAUCAGUGCUUGGAGCAGUUGUUUUCUCAUUGUUCGCUGCACAGCCGCUUGUCAUUGUCGGUGUCACCGGUCCGAUCACGGUCUUCAAUUACACGGUCUAUGAUAUCAUAGCACCACGAGGCACCAAUUACUUGGGCUUUAUGGCAUGGAUAGGAAUAUGGUCACUGAUUAUGCACUGGAUCAUCGCCAUCACCAACAUGUGCAAUGGAUUGACAUACGUCACCCGUUUCUCAUGCGACAUUUUCGGGUUCUAUGUAGCCUUUGUCUAUCUCCAGAAGGGGAUCCAGGUUCUCACGCGACAAUGGGGAUCAGAUGGAGAGACAUCAGCAUAUCUCAGCAUCAUGGUCGCAUUGCUGGUUCUCAUGAGUGGCUGGGUCUGCGGUGAAAUCGGCAAAAGCAGUCUCUUCCAUCGUUGGGUUCGAAAGUUCAUCGAAGACUACGGCACCGUACUGACCAUUGUGUUCUUCACGGGUUUUGUUCACUUCGGACAUAUGCGUGAUGUGAGCGUCUCGACUCUCCCGAUCAGUAAAUCCUUCUUUCCCACGGCGGACCGUGGUUGGCUGGUGCGCUUCUGGGAUCUUAGUGUUGGUGAUAUCUUCCUCGCUGUCCCGUUCGCUUUGCUGUUGACCAUACUGUUUUAUUUUGACCACAAUGGUAAGCGUCUUCUACUUUAUGUCCCCCCUUUAUCCUUGCAACAAUUGCGCUGA